AUGGGCGCCAAUCAUGAGCAUGCGACUCCUUCGAUUGACAGUGCUACAACAAACAUCGCGCCGUCGGACAAUUCAACGCCAGCCAUGAGCGAUCACGUAAAUGAUGAUCUCGAGAAGGGAACUCGCACAGCCGAUCCCAUCGAGUCAGAGGGACGUGAUGUCAAUGGAGAACCUCUAUCGGAGAAAAGCGAAGCCGUCACUCCAGCUCUGGCUGGUCCUCCAAGCCCUGGCCCUCCGCCAGAUGGAGGAGCCGAGGCAUGGAUGUCCGUGCUAGGAGCCUUUUGCGGAUUGUUCGUCAGUUUUGGCUGGAUCAACUGUAUCGGUGUCUUCCAGACCUACUAUGAAACUCACCAACUUAGCGACAUGUCCACGAGUACAGUGACAUGGAUCACAUCAUUGGAGACAUUCGUCAUGUUCUUUGCUGGCCCGAUAUUCGGCACCCUCUUCGACAACUAUGGUCCCAGAUGGAUCCUCCUAGGCGGUACAUUCUUCCACGUCUUUGGCCUCAUGAUGGCCUCCCUCUCGACUGAGUACUACCAAUUCAUCCUCGCCCAAGGAAUCUGCAGUCCCCUCGGCGCAAGCGCCAUCUUCAACGCUAGCGUAAACUCAGUCAGCACCUGGUUCGCCAAACGUCGCGCCUUCGCACUAGGCGUGACAGCCUCCGGAUCAAGUCUAGGAGGUGUGAUCUUCCCAAUCAUGGUGUCGAAUCUGAUCCCGAAAGUUGGGUUCGCCUGGGCAAUGCGUAUCUGUGCCUUUUUGAUCCUGUUUAUGCUGGGCAUUUCCAAUAUCACCCUCAAGUCGAGGCUGAAGCAUACUAAGAAGCCGUUCGAUAUUAUGAAUUUCGUUCGUCCGCUGAAGGAUGUGAAAUUCGUUGUUACGGUUGCUGCGUGCUUCUGUUUCUUCUGGGGUAUGUUCUUGCCUUUUACGUUUGUUAUCACGCAGGCGCAGCGAUAUGGCAUGUCGGAGCAUUUAUCGCAGUAUCUCAUUCCGAUUUUGAAUGCGGCUAGUGUCUUCGGUCGUACUGUCCCGGGUUACAUGGCAGACCGCGUUGGCCGCUACAACGUCAUGAUCUUCUUCAGCUAUCUCUCCGCCAUCCUCGUCUUAGCCCUAUGGCUCCCAUCACGCAGCAACGCCCCCGCCAUCGUAUUCAGCGCAAUGUACGGCUUUGGUUCCGGUGCCUUCGUGUCUCUGGCCCCAGCACUUAUUGCCCAAAUCUCUGAUCUGCGCGAGGUCGGUGUCCGCAAUGGUACCUGUUUCUCGAUUAUCUCCUUCGCUGCUCUCACUGGUACCCCGAUUGGCGGUGCUCUGGUUCCUGAUGUUUUGACUGGCUCGUAUACGAGACUGCAGGUCUUCAGUGGCGUGGUCAUGCUUGCUGGCGCAUCGCUAUUUGUUGUCGCUAGGAUUGUUGUUGGCGGAGUGAAGAUGGGCAAGGUAUAA
Molecule: messenger RNA, 1437 nt
Organism: Penicillium subrubescens
Lineage: Eukaryota; Fungi; Ascomycota; Eurotiomycetes; Eurotiales; Aspergillaceae
Product: MCT family MFS transporter
Exons: 4
Coding region: 1-1437 (478 amino acids)
Biological process (GO): transmembrane transport
Cellular component (GO): fungal-type vacuole membrane
Molecular function (GO): transmembrane transporter activity
Source: RefSeq, a predicted model, not a curated record